AGUCAGUCACGCUCACGGUGUGAGUGUCAGUCAGGAGGCAUCCGCUCGUCCGUUCUGCCCCACAACACCAUCGUGUGUUGUCACUCACAAGCAUGCAUCUAGGCUUGUCAGCUGGUUACAGCCAACAAUCGUGACACAAGUUCACAGUACGGGUGCUUAGCCAUUGUCACAUUCCACCCACCCAACGCCUCAAACAAAAUUCGUUUGUUUCAAACAUUUAUUUUUCAGUAUUAUUUUGUUUUAACUGCAUCGAUCAAAAGUUCCCAUUCAUCGAGUUAAAGUGUUCACUUCAGGUUUCAGUUUAGGUGUGCGAGAAACCCUCUAAUUAAAAUACAAAUCUCUUCUGAAACUAUCAUGCAACUUUAUAUCGUUUCAACUGUACAAAAUAAUAUUUAUCUUCUAUGAAAUCUGUGAUAAUACUCUUACUAUUCUAUUUCUACUAUUUCUGAUAAUCUACGACUAGAAUGAACCAGGUUUAUCAAGUACUACGAAGUGAUUCGAACAGUUUUGGAAAACUCCGAGAUAAAUCUCCAGCGAAAUUCCGAGAAAUCUAGCGUGUAAUGUUUUGCUGAACUUUUGCGACCAUAAAUAGAUUAAUAUGAAACGGCCUAUAGUUGUUCUACUAAGUGAAAAACUUGAUUUUGAUGUGAUAUGUUUUCUCGAUUACAAUGUUUUUAGUUGAAAAAUUUUCUACCUCCAAUCCGCCCUUGUUAUUUUGUACGGAAAAAUUGCUAUUAGUAUAGUUAUGAACCUAAGCGCACUAGAAUUUGAAGGUAGAAUAGUUUAGAAUUAAUACAAUCGGUCUAAAAGUGGAAAUCUUCGUAGCUUUCACGAACAAUCAGUGAUGGGUCAUGUGGAUAACGGUUCAGAAUUGUGAUAAACAUGCGUGAUCCGAUGGAGAGGAGACUUGAUAGAAGAAGCUAGCCGUUACCGAUAACAAGACGGAGCCACCAUCCGACGUCAUGUCCCUGCUCAGUGUGACCGUGAAGAAGGCACGAUAUGUGGCAGCUCAACAGCCUGUCCAGUACAACACCUAUGUGACCUUGAAGCUUCAAAAUGUAAAAUCGACCACGGUAACUGUAAAGGGACCAAAUCCAUGCUGGGAGCAGGACUUCCUCUUUGAGACGAAUGAUGUGAGGACUGGCCUGCUGAUCGAGGUCUGGAACAAAGGCAUGAUCUGGGACCGGGCCAUAGGAUACCAUUGGCUGCCUCUGCCCAAAGUACACUACAGCAAUGAGGAGGGGGCUGGAGAAUGGGUGUCGCUGGAUGCAGAACUGGUGAUGAUGGACGGGGAGGUGGUCGGGACGAAAACGCCAACCGGACAUUCUCUGCUGGUCGACUGUCGAUUUGAGCUGCCAUUCGGACCCUACGACCCUCCUACAGGCUGGAAAGUCCUAUUGGCUGCAAGGGAGGGGAACUCCCCCCUCCCAGCCUCCCAAUCCUCAUACCCCAUUCCAGAAAACAAGAUGGCGUCUCAAGGGCACAUCGAAGAUCCGGAAAACACAGAGGCAGCCGACCUACAGAGGAAGCUGGAGAUUCUGAACAACAUCAUGGACCAGGAGGCCAGAGCGGAGCAAGCGAGACGUCAGAUUCAGUAUUUCGGACACUCGGGGUACUCGGAAGACUCGGACUACACGUCGGAUCUGAACUUCCCGGUGGGUCAGCACGCUAACAGCAGUGCGUCGCAGUUCCGCAAUGCCGCCCACCAGAUGGCAACACCGGAGACGAGUCGUGAAAACAGCUAUGAGACAGAUGAACCUCCGUCACAUCACGGCCCUCCGUCCCUCCAACAUGGGCAUCGUCUGGCACCUGGACCAAUUCGUGGAGGUAGAAGCAGUAGGAGAACGCGGGAUGACGUGUACUCAACACCACCAGAGGAGGCGCCCCUGAGGAGGGGCGGAGGAGGAGGAAUAGGUGACAUAGACCACGAACCACUGUCCUACAACAGUCGGCCCAACGAUCGGAGCAUUAGCGAAAGGUCUAGGUGGUACAGUGAUGAGUACACAGGCUCUCAACGGGGAAGUGUUUACGAAGAUGCCUCUCCCUACUAUCCACACAGCACAACGACCAAGGGUAGAGGACCAUCAGGAAGAAGGCCUAGCUUGGAGAGGCAGACCACACUGUAUGAUGACUCCUAUUCGAUGUAUUAUGGUGAUAAGCAUACAAUAUAUGACGCUGAAAAUAGUAUACCAUAUAGUCCUCCACGUGCCUAUAGUCCCGAGUUUUGCAGUUCCACAGCCUACAGAUACGAAAAUGAAAGAUACGGCCAAGAAGAGGAGGACCGACAAUGGGACUCUGGGGGGAUGCGAAAGGGGAGCAGUGUCAACUACUACCAAGGGGGUCCAGGCCCCCCGGCCCCCCAAUCGCAUCGGGACCACUACGAGAACAACAUCAACUCCAGUCGGCGCCAGUCCAACAGCUAUGGACACUCCUUGGACCAACCUGAGGCCGAAGAGCUGGGUGAUUUCUUGUAUGAGGCACCUGAUAUACCAUUCACCGUCGGCCGUAACGUUCCUAGUCAGCCGAAACGUCAGAUCUUCUACUCGCCACAACAGAGCUACGAAGAAGAGAACUACCAGCCGCACAAAUACGGUUCGGAACCGGACCGAGUCAUGACGGGACCGACCCGUCGACGUGGCUUCUCCAACCGGCGAGCCACCAGCCAGGAGUACACCGACUACUCGUAUCCGCCACCCAAGUCAUCCAAGCCUAAGAAGCUGCCCGAAAUCCCUACAACGAAAAUAAAGCCUUCACCUUCACUACCUCCAACCCCUAUCAGAAAGACUGUCACAGCUAGGAGAACCUCUUCGCUGGAGUAUCAGGAUGAUGGGGGUUACCCUCAAGAGACACCAAAAAAAGAUUAUAAAGAGUACAAUGAAGACUACAACUACGCUUAUGAUAGUACAGAUAAUUUGAUGACUCAACAGCAUAAUCAACAGUCGGUUUAUUACGAGAGUAGUAUGCCAGAGAAGCCAGCUGGCAAAAGAGCGCUUCCAGACACUUCCAAGUUCCUACAGAAAACGCAGACCACACCGGACCAGCUCCAGCAAAAGGUGCUGAGUCAGCACAAUCAGACAGCCGCCUUCAAUCAGCAGCAAAUGCAACAUGAUGCACAAGCUGUUGUUAUGCAGCAUAAUUUACAGAAUCAGGUGUACCAACAGCAACAACCAAUCCUUCCACAACAACUAUCAGCACAAUACCAGCAAUACCAACUGCAACAGCAAUACCAGGAGACUUACCAAGAUCCCUACCAGGAUGCCUAUCAAGAAUCAUACCAGGAUACCUCCUACACAACUACCUCCUACCAGGAUCCUUACCAGGAUACGAAUAAACUCUACCAGGACACAAACCAACAGUAUACGGAUACAAAUCAAAUGUACCAGGAUACAAACCAGUUGUACCAGGAUACAAACCAGUUGUACCAGGAUACAAACCAACAAUAUCAGGACACAAUAACGUCCACCUCAUACCAGGAGCGACCGUUGAAUGGAAGAGAUACUUUCAAGAGACAACACCAGAACGCUACAGGUGUGAGACAAAGUCCGAAAACCUUCCAGCAGCAGAACACUGACUCCCUCGAGUCCAGAGAUGACGAAUUGAGGGACAGUUUUGAAACGGCUGUCAGUUCUGUGAGCUCUUCCAUGCCGCAACCGGUCCGAUCCGUUGUGAAAUCGUUGUACGAAGGGUUCGUUGGUGCCACAAGUGGUGUACUGAAGGGGUCUUCCGAACCACCCGCGCCCGUUGUAACAAGUAUACCUGAAGUUGCUCCUCAACCGGCACCCGAGGAACGCAUCGUGUAUCCCAGCCGCAACGAUUUCACAGACAACCUGUACACUAGAGUGGUGGGGGAACGGGACUCGUUCAGUAGUGAGAGGACGGUCAAGGAGAUGGAGGGAUUCAAGGGUGACAGACUAGCCAAAGAACGAGAUUCCAUAUCAAGCGAGCGCAGUGCCAAGACAAUCUACCAGCAACAGCAGCUGACAGCGGGGUCAGCGGCGCCGUCUCCCACUCCAAUGGGCUUCCAAAAUCAUCAACAGCUGCAACAACAACAACAACUGCAACAACAGCAACUGCAACAACAGCGUGGGCCACUGCGGCCUCAGGAGUCGAUUGACAGUAAUUACACGGAAGAUGGAGCCUUGCACAGGUAUGCAGAAGAUGGUAAUCGUUAUGGAGAGGAAGCUUCUGGCAGCCAUCUAUAUGAGGAUAAACCCCGUUAUGCAGAGGACGCUCCGCACACAUCACACCAGUCAGGAGGGCCAGCAGGAUUGCGAUACGGAGAGGAACAACACCGCUACCCUGACGAUUCACAAUCACGCUAUGAUGAUGACGAAGAGCUCGAUUUAGACCUCGAUGAAGAAGACCUUGAAGGUCGUCUGGAGGAGCAGGACUCCUACGAGCUGGAGCAGCGCAAUCUGGACUCGCUGGGCUCCGAGGAUUUGGUGGCCGGUGAGAGGAUGGAGUCAAUCGAGGAGCCGACAACUUCGGACAAGGCGAAAAGUGUAUCGUUCGAGGAAGAUGAGCCCGACAAAAUGGUGCCUGUUGAUGGUUCCAUGGUGACGCAGCCGGUCAAAGCUGAACGCAAGAAGACGCCGAAGGAGCGCUGGCAUUGGGCCUACAACAAGAUCAUCAAUCAGCUAAAUAAUGGAACAGCUGGAACUGAAAGUGGCGGCAGAACAAAUGGACAUCCCGGUGACAAUCCAUUCUACAGCAAUAUCGAUAGUAUGCCUGACAUUCGACCCAGGAGGAAGUCGAUACCUUUGGUCUCCGAACUGGUUCUCAAGACUAUGGCUGCAACCAAACGCAAUGCUGGCUUGACAUCGGCUGUACCAAGGGCAACACUCAAUGAUGAAGAUCUUAAAAUGCACGUCUACAAGAAAACGCUGCAGGCGCUGAUCUAUCCGAUCUCUAGCACGACACCACACAAGUUCGUGAUGUGGACAGCAACCUCGCCGACCUACUGCUAUGAGUGUGAAGGCUUGCUGUGGGGCAUUGCUCGCCAGGGGGUGCGGUGCACCGAGUGCGGCGUCAAGUGUCACGAAAAGUGCAAAGAUCUCCUCAAUGCCGACUGUCUGCAACAUUUAUUGGGUGCUGCUGAGAAAAGCUCGAAGCAUGGUGCUGAGGACAAGGCAAACAGCAUAAUAACAGCUAUGAAGGAUAGGAUGAAGCAGAGGGAGAUAGAAAAACCGGAAAUAUUCGAAUUGAUAAGGGCGAUAUUCAGCAUUGAGGAAAAGAGUCAUGUGGGUCACAUGAUGGCCGUCAAUCAGUCGGUGUUAGAUGGCACAAGCAAAUGGUCGGCGAAAAUCGCCAUCACAGUUAUCUGCGCACAAGGCUUGAUAGCAAAAGACAAGAGUGGGACGUCGGAUCCGUAUGUGACGGUGCAGGUCGGCAAGGUGAAGAAGAGGACCCGGACAAUGCCUCAGGAGCUCAAUCCCGUCUGGCAGGAAAAGUUCUACUUCGAGUGUCAUAACUCGUCAGACCGCAUCAAGGUGCGAGUGUGGGACGAGGACAAUGACCUCAAGUCGAAGCUGCGUCAGAAGUUGACGCGGGAGUCGGACGACUUCCUCGGUCAGACUAUCAUCGAGGUGCGGACGCUGUCCGGCGAGAUGGACGUCUGGUACAACCUGGAGAAGCGAACUGACAAGUCGGCCGUCAGCGGAGCUAUCCGGCUGCACAUUAGUGUCGAGAUCAAGGGAGAGGAAAAGGUGGCGCCCUACCAUGUCCAAUACACGUGCCUUCAUGAAAAUCUGUUCCACUCUCUUUGCGAGAACAAUUGCGGCAUUGUGAGUCUGCCGCAGACGAAGGGAGAUGACGCCUGGAAGAUCUACUUCGAUGAACCGGGCCAGGAGAUAGUCGACGAGUUUGCCAUGCGUUACGGCAUCGAGAGCAUCUACCAGGCUAUGACCCACUUCCACUGCCUGUCGACGAAAUACCUGUGUCCCGGAGUGCCAGCCGUGAUGUCGACACUACUGGCCAACAUCAACGCAUACUAUGCGCACACGACCGCCUCCAACGCGGUCUCGGCCAGCGAUCGAUUCGCCGCCUCCAACUUCGGCAAGGAGAAGUUUGUCAAGCUGCUCGAUCAACUUCACAACUCACUGCGUAUAGAUCUCAGCAUGUACAGGAACAACUUCCCCGCUAGCAGCCAGGAGAAGCUGAUGGAUCUCAAGAGUACUGUCGACUUGUUGACUAGCAUCACCUUUUUCAGAAUGAAGGUGCAAGAGCUGACAAGUCCUCCGAGAGCCAGUGCAGUGGUAAAAGACUGUGUCAAAGCGUGCCUUAGUUCCACUUAUCAGUUCCUGUUCGAGAACUGUUACGAGCUCUACAGUAGAGAGUUCCAGGUGGAUCCAAACGAGCCGAAACGUGACCCCGAUGACCAUGGUCCCCAGCUGGACUCGCUCGACUUCUGGCACAAGUUGAUCGCUCUCCUCGUCUCUGUCAUAGAAGAGGAUCGCAAUAGCUACGCGCCUGUUCUCAACCAAUUCCCACAGGAACUGAAUAUCGGUCAACAGUCAGCCCUGACCAUGUGGGGAUUGUUUGCCACUGACAUGAAAUAUGCCUUGGACGAACACGAACAGCACAGAAGGUGCAAAUCAUCUGAGUACAUGAAUCUUCACUUCAAGGUGAAAUGGCUCCAUACGAAUUACGUGAAAGAUGUGCCACCUUACAAGGGCUCGGUGCCCGAGUAUCCGGCAUGGUUCGAGCCUUUUGUCAUGCAGUGGUUGAAUGAAAACGAUGACGUAUCACUGGAGUAUCUGAAAAGUGCCUUCGAGAGAGAUAAAAAAGAUGGGUUCCAGCGUAGUUCGGAGCAUGCGCUGUUCUCGAAUUCGGUGGUGGACGUGUUCACGCAGCUGACGCAGUGCUUCGACGUGGUGUCGAAACUGGAGUGUCCCGACCCAGAGAUCUGGAAGCGUUACAUGAAGCGCUUCGCCAAAACCAUAGUCAAGGUGCUCAUCGCCUACGCAGACAUCGUCAAGUUCGAGUUCCCCGAACACAUGAUUGAGGAACGCAUUGCAUGUAUUCUGAUGAACAACAUUCAGCAGCUGAGAGUGCAACUGGAGAAAAUGUUCGAAUCGAUGGGAGGGGAGAAGCUGGAGGAGGACGCUGCUAACAUUCUCAAAGAGUUGCAACAAAACCUCAACACCGCUCUAGAUGAUCUAGCAACUCAGUUCGCUAUUAGCCUGGAGCCGCGUAUCACGGUGAGCGUGAGGGAGCUGGGUGAUCUGUUGCUGGCAGUGAAAGGUGGUGGGGGUGCCGGGGCACUCAAUCAACCCUCUCAACGCAACGCGGUGGCUGCUGAGGCUGAUGAGGUGCUCAGGCCACUCAUGGACUUGUUAGAUGGCUCCCUGUCAUUGUACGCACAAUCAUGCGAAAAGACUGUUCUGAAAAGACUGCUGAAGGAGCUCUGGAAAAUAGUGAUGAGAAUACUAGAGAAAGCCGUUGUUCUUCCGCCCAUGACUGAUAAGAGUAUGAUUCUGAAAAAUCUGACCGACAACGCGAAAAAUCUGGCAGCCAACGCCAAAAUAGAAGAUAUGUCAAGACUGAUCAAAAACCAUAUGGUGGGGAAACAGGAUGUGAAGAAUGCAUUAAGUGGUGUGAUGACCACUGACACACUCAGUUCAAGCAGUCAACUCAGUAGCAGUGCAGCAAGCGUUGCCACAAGCUGCAAGACAAGUGGUGCAACAGGUUGCAAGACUACUGUUGCAACAAGUUGCAAGGCAAAUGGUGCGACCAAAGUAUUGUUGACUCGCACAUUGGUUGCAACACUGCGUUUUGCUAAUAGGAGGCGCAGCAGACAGGAGCAAUUCUCCAUUAAUCUAGUUCAACCUUGUAGCUUGCAAACUGACCGUCGAUCGUUUUAUGAGGUCGAGAAGAACCUAUCGCCCAAACAGUGCGCCGUCCUUGAAGUGGCCCUUGACACGAUCAAACAGUACUUCCAUGCCGGAGGCAAUGGUCUCAAAAAGAACUUCCUCGAAAAAAGUGCAGAGCUGCAGUCGUUGCGCUACGCGUUGUCACUUUACACGCAAACUACAGACACGCUCAUCAAGACAUUUGUUCAGUCGCAGACUAACGAAGUUCCUCUGAACAGCGAGAAGACAUUCAGACAGAGAUCGAUGUCGAGUGAACGAGAGGAUGACUCCGUGGAGGGGGGGCUAGAGGAGCCCCUCAAAGCCAAGAAGCGACGCGAAUCCAGUCAAGAUAUUCAAUUAAUGGACGGUAAAUAUAUGGAAAAUUCUCCACUUGUAGUGUAGGCCUAGUCAUUUUCUGCUUCCACUAGUUUGAAUAAUUCCAAUACCUCUUAAUAACUAAAAUUUGAGAAGUGGGAGAGAGCCACAGCUUGGUGUCAGUGUCGUGGUCCAGUUGAAUGGGAAUAUUAUCCCCAUGAGUUUAAAUGGGGCUGUUUCCACUCAGGUAUGAAUAGUCCCAUAUCAGAACUCAUGGGAAAUAUAUUUU
Messenger RNA from Nilaparvata lugens (brown planthopper), 8454 nucleotides. Its product is annotated as protein unc-13 homolog B. NCBI's taxonomy places the organism in Eukaryota, Metazoa, Arthropoda, Insecta, Hemiptera, Delphacidae. The record is from RefSeq and is a predicted model, not a curated record. The transcript has 47 exons. Gene Ontology annotation, molecular function: calcium ion binding; phospholipid binding; calmodulin binding. Gene Ontology annotation, biological process: dense core granule priming; neuromuscular junction development; synaptic transmission, glutamatergic. The coding region runs from base 963 to 8252 and encodes 2429 amino acids. Gene Ontology annotation, cellular component: presynaptic membrane; presynaptic active zone cytoplasmic component; plasma membrane.